Schistocerca nitens (vagrant locust) is the source of this 729-nucleotide messenger RNA. RefSeq names its product sex-regulated protein janus-A-like. Gene Ontology annotation, biological process: peptidyl-histidine dephosphorylation. The transcript has 5 exons. Lineage: Eukaryota; Metazoa; Arthropoda; Insecta; Orthoptera; Acrididae. The coding region runs from base 16 to 537 and encodes 173 amino acids. Gene Ontology annotation, cellular component: cytosol. The record is from RefSeq and is a predicted model, not a curated record. Gene Ontology annotation, molecular function: protein histidine phosphatase activity.
CUUUUAUGUGUAAUCAUGCUUAUUUCUAGACCUCGGUAUAUUUAUUUUAUCACGCAUUUUAUCGCAGUCUUGUUUUACGUGAGUUUUCAUUGCUCACAUCGAAAUAAUUGUGACACAUUGCCAUUAUGUCAUCUGAACCAAAUAUGUAAAAGGACACUAAUGACAGCAGCAGAGAAGCUUGCCGCUGUUCCUGAUGUGGAUAUCGACCCAGAAGGAACAUUUAAGUAUGUUCUAAUACGUGUCUUUGGUCCAGAGGGUCCUGAUGGCAAAGAACCAAGCAAAUUAGUGGUGCGAGGAUACAAGCGAGCUGGCUUCCAUUCGGACGUCUACGAUGAGACGAUGGACAGGGUGAAAGGCCUUGGCGUUGAUACCGAGUGCACUGGUGGUGGCAGAAUACAGCACGACCCCAGUGCCAAGGUCAUCAAAGUGUACGGCUACUCACAGGGGUUUGGGAAGGCAGACCACAGCAAGACUGUAGAAAUUCUUAAGACUGCAUAUCCUGAUUACAACAUUACUUGGAGUGAUGAAGGAUACUGAUCUGCUCAGUUUGUAAUAUUUGACAUUGCAGCUUUUGAAAAUGGAGCAGGAUGUUGUGCCCUGUUUCCUAUUGGAGUGUUUCUCUGUGAUCAGAAUUGGAGGCAGACAAUUCACUUGAACUUCCAUUGCUGUUGUUGAUGUCUUUGAAUCAUGUUGUUUCUUUGUGAUUAAUAAAAAGAUUAUACAAUCCAA